GGAAUCAAUUACUUCCUAAAGGUAAUUUUAUUGGUCGGGCAGCUCAAUCGGUGGUUUCUGAGUUCUUAUUCUUCUCUGAUAAUCUCAAGACGAGCUUUUAAUUUUGUAAAGUUUUUAGCUUUGGUAUUGUUUGUAUCGAUCCCACUCUCAACUUUUGAUCGGAAUCUUCUGUUCUGGGGAUUUCCGGUGAAUUGUUUAGGAAUAGGUUUCCAAGGAUCUUACUUGGGUUUGUUUCAAAAGGUGGGAUUUUGCAAGUUGUAGAUGGUUCUUCGAUUUUGUAGGUUUCUAUUCUUCUGCUGAGAUUCGAAAUUGAGGUCUUAGGUUUUUGAUAAUAGCUUGUUUAGUUAUCUGUUAAAGUCACUAACUUUGAUGUUCCUUCCGGUCGGAAUUGUUGGCCACAAUUGAUUAUUGAAACCCUUAAAUUAAAGAGUGCCCUCUUUUUCUCUUUUAUGAUUUGGAUCUCUUGUAAUUGACUUGUGUGAGGUUUCUUUUUCUGUAGGUUGCCAUUUGUUAACUUACUCUGUUAGUCUACUACCACCAAUAACUAUGUUUUUCGAUGGAUACCAUUAUCAUGGAACAACCUUUGAGCAGAGUUACCGGUGUUAUCCGGCAUCUUUUAUCGACAAGCCACAACUUGAAAGUGGUGACAAGAUUAUAAUGCCACCAUCAGCCCUUGAUCGUCUAGCCUCUUUGCAUAUUGACUAUCCGAUGCUGUUUGAGCUUCGUAAUGCUGGAAUUGAACGUGUUACACACUGUGGAGUCCUUGAGUUCAUUGCAGAAGAAGGCAUGAUUUACAUGCCAUAUUGGAUGAUGCAGAAUCUGCUGCUGCAAGAAGGAGACAUUGUGAGAGUUAGAAAUGUCACUCUUCCAAAGGGAACUUACGUUAAACUACAGCCCCACACAACAGACUUCCUGGAUAUAUCCAACCCGAAAGCCAUCUUGGAGACUGCUUUGAGAAAUUAUUCAUGCCUAACUAGUGGGGAUAGCAUUAUGGUUCCAUACAACAAUAAGAAGUACUUCAUAGAUAUAGUUGAAACAAAGCCUGCUAACGCAAUCAGCAUCAUAGAAACAGACUGUGAGGUUGAUUUCGCACCUCCCCUCGAUUACAAGGAGCCUGAACGUCCCACAGCACCUUCUGCAGCUAAGGGUCCGGCAAAAGCUGAGGAGGUUGUGGAUGAACCUGAACCAAAGUUCAACCCUUUCACCGGAUCUGGAAGACGGUUAGAUGGGAGACCUCUUGCCUAUGAGCCAGCGCCAGCCUCUAGCUCAAAAGGCAAACAACCUGUUGUCGCUAAUGGUAAUGGACAGUCAUCUGUAGCAAGUAGCUCAGAGAAAGCUACACGAGCUCAGGGAAAGCUUGUAUUUGGGGCUAACGGAAACCGUGCUCCAAAAGAAGCUGCUCCGAAAGUUGGAGCUGCAAAAGAGACAAAGAAAGAGGAACAAGAGAAGAAAGACGAGCCCAAGUUUCAAGCUUUCUCUGGGAAGAAGUAUUCAUUGAGGGGUUGAUCAACUCACACAAUGGGUCUACUCAGUCUAUUUAUGACCUCUCAUGUUGUGUACUAAAAAUACAAGGAAAACAAAUAAGUGAAUAAAUCUCUGGCUCCUCUUGACGCGGCUUGUUUUCUUUAUCAGAUUCAAUGCAACUUUCUACAAUUCUCUGCUCUUUUAUAUUCUUACUGUAGGAUAUAAGAUUCUGAGCACCUCACUAACAUAAUGUGUUCAUGAAUAGCAAGCCAUGCUCUGUAGCUCUUUACC
Messenger RNA from Arabidopsis thaliana (thale cress), 1755 nucleotides. It is a transcript of the gene UFD1, whose product is annotated as ubiquitin fusion degradation 1. NCBI's taxonomy places the organism in Eukaryota, Viridiplantae, Streptophyta, Magnoliopsida, Brassicales, Brassicaceae. Bases 547 to 1506 code for a protein of 319 amino acids. The transcript has 9 exons. Gene Ontology annotation, cellular component: nucleus; cytosol; chloroplast outer membrane. The record is from RefSeq and is marked reviewed. Gene Ontology annotation, biological process: ubiquitin-dependent protein catabolic process; proteasome-mediated ubiquitin-dependent protein catabolic process; regulation of response to oxidative stress.